AAAAUGGGUGGUUGUUGAGACAAAGAUAAGAAGGAAGACGGAGAAAUUGUUGAUGAGGAUUUAGUCACAGAUCAAGUUAUUAAAGAGACUAUUCUACCUCUUGGGAAGGCGAUUAAGCCAAAGUCUGAAAAGGAAGUAAUGGCAAAGAUAGAGAAUCAUCUUAUGAGCAAGAAAAGUACUAUGGGAAAGAAUUUAGAAGUCAAUUAUCUCAAAGAGAAUUCUUGUUCGAAUCAAAAGUUCAAAGUAGAAUCAAGUCUCUCAUAUUUGGAUAGUUCUUCUGACGAUGAAGUCUAUAUUCCAGUGAGCAAGAUGGAAAUUCCUGAUGAUGUAGAAAAUAAGAGUGAUAUGAAUAAUGGAAAUAAAAAUCAAAAGAACAAUCCUUCUGUUGAAAGCAACACAAUAGAAAGAGAUAAGCAAGGGGCUAAAACAAGGAAUGAUCAAAAAGCAAAAUCUAGUCAAAAGAAAAAUAACUCCAAACCUAAAAAUGAGAGAGCUAAGCUUGGAGCUAAGAAUAAUAUUUAUGGUAUUCCAGGUUAUACUACAUCUGUUGAUUUGGGAAGCUAUCAGGUAAUUCCAGGCUCAUUCGGUGGCCAUCAAAUAGGCUCUUCAGGAAUUUCAUUUAAGCCUUCUCAGAUUGGGCUUAAUAGUAGAUACCAUAAUCUUGAGAGGAAUCAUACAACAAAUUUCUCUAACUUAGAUAAUGAUUUUCCUCAAACUGGACUUCUUGGCAAAAUAAACAAGAAUGGCCUCCUUCAUGCUGAUACUUUAUUAAAUCAAUGGAAAAUGCCAAGCGGAUUCGACACAACCAAUAAAUUUGGCUUUUAAAUGUUUACCAACCAUA
Moneuplotes crassus is the source of this 841-nucleotide messenger RNA. Lineage: Eukaryota; Ciliophora; Spirotrichea; Euplotida; Euplotidae. The record is from the annotation of a GenBank genome assembly.